Acanthoscelides obtectus is the source of this 217-nucleotide messenger RNA. The record is from the annotation of a GenBank genome assembly. Lineage: Eukaryota; Metazoa; Arthropoda; Insecta; Coleoptera; Chrysomelidae.
CCACAAUUUGGAAAUGGCGCUAAAAUUAUACAACACAUGGGCGCGGUUGUUCUUAUUGUGAAAGCGAACACAUCCGAUGGGAAGCUCACAAAGCUGCAGAGUGGACGUCAUGAUUAUUUAGUGUUACCGCUGCGUUUGUCUGUGAAACACUCGUCUUGGUUGAUAGUUGUAACAGUCCACUGUUAAUUCACGAUUCCAGCCACCCAAAACCAUGGAA